AAGGAUUUCUGUCAUCUUCUGCUUCUGGGAAGAUGAAGCCCAUCUUUUGUGGGAAUUUUGAGUAUGACGCACGCCAGUCUGAUCUUGAGCGGCUUUUUAGCAAAUAUGGAAAGGUUGACAGGGUGGAUAUGAAGUCUGGUUCGUUGUCAUUCCCUUUAAUUUAUCAUUUGUUUGCAGAUUGCAGUAUGUUAGCUGAGAACCUAUGGUUUUCAUUUACUCCUCUACCAUCUAAUAUUUAUCACCAGUCCAUAUUUUUUUGUUCUGUUGGCUGGUUCUUGUCGUCUUUCCUCCCCUUUUUUCUUGUGGUUUAGAUUGAUUUUUUAAACUGUUCUAAUUGAUGUGAAACAUUUGGAGCAGAGAGCUAUUGAGUCUGUUCAAGUUUUGGUUGUUAAAUUUAACUAGAGUUCUCAAUAUGAUGCUAAGAUACCAAUCAUUUUUAGUAUUGUACCACAGAAGUCUACAUAUCCACUAAUAUUGAGAUAUCAAAGGAUGAUGAUUUGUGAGUAUCUGGGUAUCAUAUGUUCCACUCUUACGUAUACUAAAUUUAAUCAUAAUGCCCCCAAAAAUUUGAUUCAUGAUGCCCAUUUAGGGCAACGCUUACAUGGAAUUGCAUAUGGAAAUUGGGAUUCUCAAUUUUAAACACAUCAAAUCUGCAAUUGCCCGCAAUGGAAGAAGAGUGAUGUAUGGUGGUAGUUUGCAUAAAUUCAUUGUGGCGGUGGAUCCUUCAGCAUUAAGUCAAUUCAGCAGGGACAAAUUUCCUCCCAUUAAGGUGGUCAAAUCUAAGCGUGUUUCUGCAUUGGUUCUUCGCUAUUAUGAUUGCAACAGUGUUCAGAGUUCCAGACAACAUGAUGCGGAGAUUGCAGUCCUUCCUUGUUGGGUCUUAGUGGGGGUUCAGGAUAUGUUUAAGCAAAGCAAGUCUGUUUUUUGCAGUGUAAGCCCCCGUACUCAAAUAUUUCUUUGGCGCAGGAAUAUUAUGAAAAUCCAAUGUUUUCCUGGCUGAUGGAGGGGCUAUUAUGACAUAUCUUUAUUGCCGUGCCCGAGCUUCAUCUUCUUGUGUUUUUCAGAAGAGCUGAUCUGAUCUGCCAUGGCACCACCAUUCCACAUUUUCCCAAGAGACCAUUGCCUUUCAUUCCUCAUGACCUUCGCCCAGACUUCAUUUUCAGACAUGUCUCAAGGUAGAACCCUUGCUGAUCAUGUGGCCAGAGGCAGCAGAAUAGAUGGAGAAGGCACUCUAUGUUCGUUGACUUACCAUGAGACACCCACUUUUGGCUUGUUGUUGAUUGACAUCAUUUAGUUCACAUUAAAGGAUUUGCUUUUAUCUAUAUGGAUGAUGAGCGAGAUGCUGAGGAUGCAAUACGGGCACUUGACCGGGUAGAAUUUGGUAGGCAGGGGCGACGGCUACGUGUUGAGUGGACAAAGCAAGAACGUGGUAUAAGAAGACCUGGGGGUGGGGGUUCAAGACGAUCUGCAGCAGCUAAUAUGAAACCCACCAAGACCUUGUUUGUUAUCAACUUUGACCCAGUUCACACUAGGACGAGGGACUUGGAGAAGCACUUUGAUCCGUAUGGAAAAGUACUGAACAUAAGGAUCAGAAGGAAUUUUGCUUUCAUUCAGUAUGAAUCACAAGAAGAUGCAACCAGAGCACUGGAUGCAACAAACAUGAGCAAGUUGAGGGAUCGAGUUGUUUCUGUGGAAUAUGCUGUUCGAGAUGACGAUGACAGGAGAAAUGGGUACAGCCCUGAUAGAGGUCGUGUCAGGUCACCUGAGAGGAGGAGCCGUGAUCAUGGGCGAUCGCGAAGCCCUUACCGAAGGGAGAGAGGUAGUCCUGAUUAUGGCCGUGGACCUAGCCCAUAUUCUAAGCCUGAACCAAGGGCAAGUCCUGAUUAUGGAAGAGCUGAAAGCCCUGUCUAUGAGAGAUAUCGCAGCCGCUCACCCGCUGCACGCGAAAGAUCUCCCCCUGCACGUGAAAGAUCUCCCCCUGCGCGCGAAAGAUCUUCCCCAGCACGUGAAAGAUCUCCUCCAGCACGCGAAAAAUCUUCCCCAGCACGUGAAAGAUCUCCUCCAGCACGCGAAAGAUCUCUAUCUCGAUCUCGAUCUCGAUCUUGAGACCCACUGUAGAGCUCAAGAGAUUCCCCUUGAGUGGGCGACUUGGGACUUGGCAUCAGCAGUUUCAUGUAGCAAUCUUAGGUUGUGAGAGAUGCUUGUAAACUCCUGGAUUUCAGGAUUAUAGAUUAUGUAGCGCAGAGCCAUGGUUUGUAGGGUUGAGUUUAUUUGAUUAGCUUUGUUGGGAUUCUUUUUAUCUUCUUGGAAAUCCCAUUGACACAACUUGCAAGAAGGUAUACUUUAUCGCUUGUUCUUCUUAAAAA
Messenger RNA from Macadamia integrifolia, 2366 nucleotides. RefSeq names its product serine/arginine-rich splicing factor RS41. Gene Ontology annotation, biological process: mRNA splicing, via spliceosome. The record is from RefSeq and is a predicted model, not a curated record. NCBI's taxonomy places the organism in Eukaryota, Viridiplantae, Streptophyta, Magnoliopsida, Proteales, Proteaceae. Gene Ontology annotation, molecular function: RNA binding. Bases 1324 to 2106 code for a protein of 260 amino acids. Gene Ontology annotation, cellular component: nuclear speck. The transcript has 5 exons.